AUGGUGAGGAAAACAGGACGAGGCAAUACCUGUCCCUUCUUGGAAUUCACAAUCCUGCAAAAGAUAAUUCCCCAGAGAAACAAAUUACCAAUGAAAACAGGAGCCCAGGACUUACUGCAUGCACUUCCAUCCCCGCUGCCUGCCUUUUCCUGCCGCCACCGCCACAGGCCAUUUCCACCGAGGAAAAGGAAUUGUAUCAGAAGUCCACUAUCCCAAACCUCUGAGUUCAACCCCUUUGCUGAUGCAAGUAAGGGUGAUGACCCGUCGUUUCCUGCUGGCACUGAGGAUUACAUCCAUAUAAGAAUUCAACAGAGAAAUGGCAGGAAGACCCUUACUAUUGUCCAGGGGAUCGCUGAUGAUGAUUACGACAAAAAGAAACUGGUGAAGGCGUUGAAGAAGUUUGCCUGCAAUGGUACUGUAACUGAGCACCCAGAAUGUGGAGAGGCCAUGCAGCUACAGGAUGACCAGCGCAGGAACAUACGCCAGUUCCUCCUAGGGACUGGACUGGCCAAGGACGACCAGCUGAAGGUUCAUGGGUUCUAA
Callithrix jacchus (white-tufted-ear marmoset) is the source of this 543-nucleotide messenger RNA. The record is from RefSeq and is a predicted model, not a curated record. Lineage: Eukaryota; Metazoa; Chordata; Mammalia; Primates; Cebidae.